UGGCGUGAUGUCAUUUCCCGUGAUUAUACCUUAGGGAGAGCACUACACGCGCAGAACAUUCACAGCUGACUGCAUGACGUGAGGGAAAAGGAUGGACAACGAACGGAGGCAGAAAAGUCAGGAGAGGAGGACAGUAGCAGGAAACAUCGCUGCCUCUCCUGCAACCACCGCAAGCUUUGAUUUAGCAAAAGCGUCCAAACCAAUUCUUGCAGGUGGUAUUACAGGCGGAUUAGAAAUAUGUAUAACAUUUCCUACAGAAUAUGUGAAAACACAACUACAGUUAGACGAACGGUCAGGAGUACAAAAACGAUAUACUGGCCCCAUGAAUUGUGUGUCAGUGACUGUCAGAGACUAUGGAGUUAGAGGCCUUUAUAGGGGACUUAGUGUGCUGUUGUAUGGGUCUAUCCCAAAAUCUGCUGUUAGGUUUGGAGCUUUUGAAGAAUUAAAAAGAUUUAAUGUAGAUGAAAAUGGUAAUUUAAGUCCAACCAAACGAAUGCUGUGUGGAUUAGGUGCUGGGGUAUCGGAGGCAAUAUUAGCUGUGACACCUAUGGAAACAUUAAAAGUCAAAUUCAUCAAUGAUCAGACAUCAGCAAAACCACAUUAUAGGGGAUUCUUCCAUGGAGUAAGCCAGAUUAUAAAAGAACAAGGUAUAAGAGGGGUAUAUCAAGGUGUAGUGCCCACUAUCUUAAAACAAGGAUCUAAUCAGGCUAUAAGAUUUUUUGUAAUGGAAACCUUAAAGAAUUGGUAUAGAGAGGGAGACCCCAAGAAACCAGUUCCUUUGUAUGUAGUGGGGGCAUUUGGGGCUUUUGCAGGAGCAUGCUCCGUGUUCGGUAACACACCAAUAGAUGUCAUCAAAACCAGGUUACAGGGUCUUGAAGCACACAAGUACAAGGGAACAAUUGAUUGUGCAGUACAAAUAUUUAAACAUGAAGGACCAAGAGCGUUCUACAAAGGUACGGUACCCAGACUGAGCCGUGUGUGUUUAGAUGUGGCAAUCACCUUCAUGAUUUACGAUUCUGUCAUGGAUGUCUUCAAUCGAGUCUGGAAAUUAUGAUUUAAUUAUCACCUUACCAGAUUGUUUAUCAGGAAUAUCCACUUGGGCAUAGACAGGGACAGGCAUUAUAUACCUUCAUGUAACCUGGAGGUCCUCUUGCCAGAUUAAUAAACAUGGGUAGGAAAAUCUUGUGAAAGUUAGAUCCCUUAUAUCUUUUAGGUGUACACCACAUGCUUUUCCAAACCUUUAAUGAUUAGUGUAGACUUCACAUUGAAUUCCAUUGAAUUUUCGCAGCAAGAACAUUGUGGGAUUUACUUUCAUGAAAUGUUCUGUGCAAUAUGCUUCCAGUUUACUCUACAUGUGUACCUAUGUUAUAGUACAUGUUGCAAUGAAUGUGUAUUAUGUGAGAGGGAGUGAUUAUGUUUUGAUUAUUUUAUAUGUAGAGGAAAUGUAUUACGCCAUUUUUAUUUGGUCGUAAUAGUUUUCAGUCCUAAAAGGUCAUUUUAUAGUGCUUCUUUGUAAUAGUGCCAGAAUAUCAUGUGAUCAUCCCACAGUAUAUUUUUUUUAAUUUAUUGUUAUGAUAAUCAUUGUGUUAUUCAUUUAGCUUAUUUAAAUAUACUUUAUUUUACAUGGGCUGCAUUGUCACACUUUGAGGGUUUAUUUGAGAUAUAAUCCUCAGUGUUUAAAAUCUGAAACAUUAUUGUGGAUGUACAUGUUUUAGCAUUCCAUUUAAUUGCUUCAAUAAUAUUUAUUAUGUCAUUUGAUGACAUUAGUGGUUCAAGCUGGACUUGGGGGGGGGGCUACCAUAUUUAUUACUUGUUGUGCAAACCAGAAUCCUGCAAAUUUUUUUCCUGCAAUGUAUACAAUAUUGUGUUUUAUUAUAAAUAUUCAUGCUUUUUUUCUACAAGUGAGAACACAUUUGACAGUGAGUUACUGUAUUCAUGUUAUCAAGAGUGAGAUGGUGAUUAUUCAAUGCUGUAAGAAUUUAAGUGCAAUGUAUUCAUUUGAUCAUUAGAGAAAACGAGGCAAUUUAUUGAAAUGUACAGACCUGUGAUGAAUGCCACUUGUUUGUACAUAAAUAUGAUGGAGGCUAUAUAACAUAUUAUAAUCCAAUAUUUCUGUCUCAGUACAUUUCUAAAUGAUCACCUAUCUUUAUUUCCACUUUGUUUAUUGAAUAGCUUUAAAUAUUCAUCUUGUGUUUUCAGCAGUAAAUUUUUCAAGUCUAGCAUGAUUUGGCUCAGGAACCUGUUUGUAAGGGUUACUCAUGGAACUUUUUUUUUUUUUUUUUAAUACCUAUUUACAGUUUGUUAUGUCUUUAAAAAUGUUUACAAAAAUUCAGAAACCGAUGAAUUUCUUUUAUAAAAGGCUUUAUAGAAUACUAGUAUUGAUUUUCAUGAAUUGUUGCAAAAUUCGUAUGAUAUUCCUAAAUAAAUGCUUUAUAGCGUCAUACUGCUUCAGUGAGAUGUGAUUUUGAAUGCUGGUGAAGGCAUAUAUCUUGAUAUUACAUGUAAGAGUUUGCAAUUUGAGAAGAUAUAUUAGUGCAAUGUUUAUUUGGUGCACCCACACAAUGUUUUUCUCUUCAUUUCAUUGUUCAUGACUAAUUUCUACAGUAUUUUAAGACAGACAUAUACCAAGAGUCGAUCUUAAUCGUAUUCUACUCAGCAUAAUGUCAAAAUUUCACCAUCUGACCAGUAUUAAAUGUCUUAGACUGAAAUUUUGUACAUCUUUUUAUUUAUGAGGGAUACAGAUUUUGUGUUUUAAGUAUUAGUAAUUAUGCAAAUGAAGACAUUGUUAUUUACCUAUUUAUAGGAAACUAUUAAAGUACAGAGAUUGACACCAACUUAAUAUAUGUUGUAGUGCAGUACUUACGAUGCCCAUAUUUAUGAUAUAGAGAUGUUCAAAUUAAAUGAUUGUGAUAUGAUUAUAUGAAAUUUUAUUAAGAAAUAUAUAUUAUUUAAUUUAAA
Molecule: messenger RNA, 2958 nt
Organism: Ostrea edulis (European flat oyster)
Lineage: Eukaryota; Metazoa; Mollusca; Bivalvia; Ostreida; Ostreidae
Product: tricarboxylate transport protein, mitochondrial-like
Exons: 7
Coding region: 92-1054 (320 amino acids)
Biological process (GO): mitochondrial citrate transmembrane transport
Source: RefSeq, a predicted model, not a curated record